AUGCAGUGUACACAAUAUAUUUUUGCAUCUUAUAGGCCUGUUAUUAUAGAACCCAAAUAUUUUUCGCUAUUAUUUAAAUUACUGCGUUAUCAUAAUUGGUUAAGCCUAGCCUUCUUAUAUUGUUCCUCCUCUCUCUUAUAGUACGACACUUAUAUUUUUAUGUUUAUUGAUAUUUACGACACGGAAGCAUUUUUCUUAUCAGUACAGUAUCCCUUUUCUCUGAAGGUUCUUUGUUUAUUGUUCCACUGUAUUUCACUAUGUAUCUCUCCCUCCCCCUCAGGUAUUAUGCGGCUGAAGGUGUGAGGCUCUACUCUCAGGAGACCUGGAGGGUGGUCACACAGACCAGGGGAGUGCAGCUGGUAGAGCAGCGCAUCCACAAAGUGGCACUGGGCUACUGGGGGAUCGCCAUUAUUGUAAUUUUUCUUGCCGGUUUAGCUUUCAUUAGUGUAAUUGCCCUAAUACUAAAAAAGAAAAAAGCAAAGGAAGCCUCACAGAAUAGAGUAAAGAACAUCGCAACUAUGCGACUAAGACUGGUGGCAGGAGAUGUCUCUUUGGAACUGUUGGAUUGUCACCGUGCCAAUGGAAAAGUUUCUCGUACCUAUGAUAUGAUAUGCUGCUAUUGAGCUGAGGGAGGUAGUGGACCAUCUCAGUAAGAUGGAGAAUAGCAACAGGCAAAGGAAGUCCUGAGGCUGGCCUCUUGUUACGUACAUUAUAUCAUUAUAAUGGAUGAAGAGCUUGUCCUCAUCAAAAUUCUGAGAAUCCAGGAUGGGAAAUUAAAUUCUAAGUUGGAGUCCUAAUGACUACGAGGGAGUUCCUGGUCCACCUCCCUCCAGAAGAGAGACAACCACACCUACCCACACUGCUAACCAGCCAUUUGAUUGAAGAUUUAUGUUGCAAUGAUAAUGCUAAUUGCUUGACUGAAGUGAUUGAUUAAUGGAUGAUGAAUAGUUGCUCUGGACAACCAACCUGGAGGGAGCUGGCUGAUCAUCUCAGUAUAAGAUCAGAGAAGAGCAACUGGCAAAGGAACUUAAGACCAGCUACGAGAUUGCAGGUGGACUUCUACAUCUCCCAGAGCCAGGCGGCCAACCAUGCAGUGAGAGAGGCAGCCUGCAUCUGUACUGCAGAGCUGGGCACUAAGGUGAGCAAGGAUUGUCUUAGACUGUAUGCAGGUGUACUGUUAGAGUGUACUGUUAGAGUGUACUGUUAGAGUGUUUCCAUGACGAUAACUGGCCAGCCCGUGAGAGAUGGUUAGUGUCAGUCAAGUAAAUCAUCUAUUCUUUAUUUUACUCACCCCUUUGCCGCCUGUCUGGCCUGUGGUAACUUCUUGGGAUGCUUCCUAGAUGAGUGCAGAUCGUAGCUGGAUAAACUGUUCCCACUGUUCCUUGCCAAUCUUGAAGACAGCAUACCCUCAGUUAUACAAGGGACAGCUGCUGCUCUCACCAGCGUCACCAAAGCCUAUGAUCAUCAAGUUGUGGGUGACCACUACAUUCCUUGUCUUAUCUCCAUCUUGUACUUCACUUGUACAGCACUCAAAGUUUCUCUAUCUCUUUCUCUAACCUUCUCCACUGGUAUUGAUCCUGGACCGGGUGUAUUUGAGGUGGUGCAUCGUCCAUGACAACCCAUACCAGUAGGUGUACUCGUGUGAUUCACUGGCCCCCAAAAUGAGGAGGGGAGGAUGUAUAGACUCACACUAUCACAAGCUGGGAGAGCUGUGGGAGAAGAGUGAAGGUUGCCAGUGUUUGACAAGUUACUGGGUGAGAGAGUGUUCAAGAGACACCUAGAGCUGUAUCUUCUAUGGACUGAGCAGUGACAAUGCCUGGUACAGUCUGCUGGAGUGGACUGUCUCACCUCACUCUGUCAGCUGCUGGGGAGAAUGAUCCUCAGAGGGAGAAUAGAACAACAUAAUCUAAUCUCCUCUGGUAUUGAUUCUGGACCUGUCAUCAACUGUGGUGCAUCUCAUAUCCAUGACGACCCGGCCCACACAGACCAGCAGAUGUAUACUGGUGUGGUUCGAUCACUGGCCCCCAACGGGAGGAUGUAUGGACUCACACUAUCAUAAGCCAGGAAAACCGUGGGAGAAGAGUGAAGGGUAAAGCUAGCUGCUGCUUGAUUGACUGAAGUGACUGUACAGUACAGUACUGUACUGACCAAUGGAAGACCAACCUGGGGCCGGAGGGAGCUGGCAACCAUCUCAGUAGGAUCCUGACUAUAUCUGUUGAGGCUGGUGAGUGUGCAGUACAUUAGAUUUGGCAUGUGGUAGAUCUAGUGGUAAUGAGUAUAAGUGGGACCACUGCAUGCAUGCAAGCCAUGCAUACAUACACAUGUACGUACAUCUACAUCUACGUAAGCACCACAGUAGAGUACAUGUCUAGUAAGAUUCACCUGCAUGCAUGAAUCAUCCUUUGUGUCUGUCAUUCCCUUUGGGCUCGGUGGUUUUUCCCACUGUUCUUUGCCAAUCUUGCAUGAGGACAGCAUACCCUCAGUUAGACAGUGAGACUAUAGACUGUGACUGAUAAUUAUUUUGAGGUGUACUGUCAAGAUUGUAAUUUUUUUGCUCGGCUCAAUACCGUACAGCGGGAAAUUUUCAUGAGGUGCAAAAUUUCAUUUUUUCGAGGGCAGACAAAAGACAUGAAAUUAUAAAACUGCUGCACCAUUGUAUAGUUUUUUGCACAUAGAUCAAAGGAAAAACUGCUAAUAAAUGCCAUAUAGACUAGGAUCUACACCACAGAUCGUGCUCUAUUAUUCUGUAGUUGGCUUUUUUGGUAGUUAGAGCACGGUUGGUGGUUAAUAAUUCAUUUAAGCCUUAAACUGUUGCAAUGCUCAUGCAAGUACAGCUAAGUGAUUCUAGCAAUGUUAUCUUGCAAACAAAGCCUUUAUUCUCGAGUAAAGGCUAGUUUUGCUUACCACCUAGUACAUUGAAGGCCAUUGCAGUCUCUCCAGAAUCAGGAAUAGCAAAAUACGUUCGUAGAAGGUUGCUAUUCUACUUAGUAGUUAGCUCUGUACUAAAGUGAUAGCUAUUGGUAGCUGCAAACUACAAAUCAGUUAAUGCACUGUUUUACACUCGUGCUCUAUGGACUCGAGAACUCAACGGCCUAUAGUUUGCUCAUUCAGCAAAGAAAAUUAGAAUGUGUAUGCGCAGUAGUCUACUGAUAUAUUCUACUGACAGGUCUUUUUCAGUUAACAUUUUUGUCCAGAUUUGCGAGGUUUCGGACUAAAGGGGUCCGGAUUAGCGAGGUUCUACUGUAUUGAGCAGUUUAUUUAUUUCUGAUUCAGCAAGAGUGCGCAUGCGCAGUAGUCUAUAUUCUACUGACAGCCCCUCCUAGUUUUCAGUUUACCAUUUGUCCUGAUUUGCGAGGUGGUUUCAGACUAACGGAUUAGCGAGGUUCAGGGUUUCAUCCGAAUUUUUAGCUGGGAGGGGGAAACGUUUAAUUGAGGGGGUCUGGGGGUCCUCCCCGGAACAUUUUUUUGAGGAAUGGUAUCUGAGAUGUAAUUUGAGUUUUUUGUGUGCUGCAAACCAUUCUAUUAAUGAGAUUGUAGACAUUUUUAAGGAGAAAAGUCAUACAUUUUUAUUUAUGACAUCAUUAAUUUUCGGGAGAGGGUUUGGCUGGGGGUGGGAAAUCCCAGGGCGCCCCCCCCCGGUCUUUGUAUGAAACGCUGAAAAUGACAAGGUACAUUGUAAUACUUACUGGCUAGAUAUAAUUAUUAUUUGAAGUGUUAGUAGCACAAAAUUCACAGUCCUAAUGGUCCAUACGCUUGGUUAGUGUGGAGUUCAAUCUCCUCUUUGGGUAACACCUCCUCAUAAACAGGUUCAACUGGUUUAGUGGGUUCUACAACAGAUAAUGCUGUUUUUCUUGUGUAGUACACUGCCUUCUUACGCGUGAACGAGUACAUCACUAGGAGUCCAGCGAGAAAUAGAGUAGACACAACGAAAGUAGUAGUAACACCGAUGGCAACAGUUAUACCAGUCGAUAGGGUGGUAGCAGUCAGAGCUGUGAAGGAUUGGCAAUAAUUAUUAUAGGACAACAAAUAGAGCAUAUACUAACUGCAUGAAGCCUGUAUUAUAGGCAAUUGUCACAAUCAGAGUACUGUGUUGUAUGAGGUAUACAAAUUAUGUCAAGUUUAAUCCUCGCUACUUCGAGAAACAUAAUGAUGCUAUACCCUUGCUAGCUACACGAACAAACAACAUAAAUUAUAAGCCAGAGACCAUGACUGAUGACUGUUAAUUAUAGAGUCAGGCAUCCCCUCUAAUUAAUUAGAGGAAUGCAACCCCGCUGGUUAAAUAAUAACUAUAUUUUUGUAUUAAUUUUAUUUUCGCCGAUUUUGCUCAGAAGUUAGUGUUUUUUUUGCAGUCUCGAUACCACGAAGCGGCUUCCAUCCCUACUCAAACUAUAUAACCUUCGAACAAAAGAUUAACCUCUCUAUCAUAUCAAUUUAUAAAUUAAGUGCCAUAAAUAUAAAAAAACGUAAAUUAGUACAGUAGACUCUCAUUAAUCCGGUCACCCUUGGGACACAGUGCAGCUUGGCCGGAAUAGCGAGGUGGCUGUAUUUCGGGAAAUACCUGCGGCUUAAAACGACCUUACCUCGAAUCUAUAAUGAUAAUUUUGCGGUUCUGUCUGAAAUCAUUCUGCAUGCUCUCUAUAUAAGUGUAAUCCAGCCAAACCACACCAUAUCCGGCCGUAGUAUAAACGUACAUUGAAAACCUAGUUUGGGGCAUACAUUAAAAACCUAGUUGGGAGUAUAUAUACGAAAUAUAGCGAGUGACCGCAUUUUAGGGUGAGUUUUGUGCAAUCCGUGCCAAACCAAAUGGCAGGGGUAUAUAUAUCGAGGUGGUCGUACUUCAGAGAGUCGGAAUAGCGAGAGUCUACAGUAUAUAUAAUUGGAACCUUGAGCUAUACAGUAUAGCCCCAAAUUUUCAAGGGGAUUCAUUUUCGCUAAAUUAUCUGCUAUAACAUACAAAGAUUGAAGGCGUGGCCUGGGAGUGUUUCCGGUAAGUGCAUGCUUCGAAAAUUUGGCGCAUUUACGAUAUAUAUAUAGUUGUACCAUAAUAUUAUUGCUAUACUCAUGUGUAUACGUACAACAUUCCAAUAGAGCCAGGUCAGGAUCCCAGAGACCAGAAUUGUUACAAGUGACAGUCACUGCACCCACCGGUGAAAACCCAGGAUCACAUUGGAAGGUAAUAACUGAACCCUCAGUUAAGUCAGUGUUCUGAGACGUGGUGUUGAGUAAUGCUCCAUUGAGUCGAGGGGCAGGCAGGACACACGAAACUAGAUGAGCUUCACUGGGUUUUUGUCCCACUCUCCUGUAGCUAGACAGGUGACAUUAAUCAUGCCCUCAGGGAACAGUCCGUCGUCACACCGAAAGGUCACUUGUGUACCGGGAAUAGCUGGUACUGAAUGAUUACUGAUGGUGCCAUUCUGUGGUGAGGAUAGUGGAACUGUGCAGUUCAUUGGAGCUAUGAGGUGAAAACAUAAUAAGUUUUGUAAAAACCAAGAACUUAACUCACGAGUUGUGGGAGGGAGUGUGGGUAGUGAUGUACACUCAAUAGCCUCGGGGUCUGGACUCCACAUCAGUGCAUCAUCACAUGUCACCAUAGCAAUAGCAGAUAUAUAUCCAGCGUCACACUGGAUGGUUACUGUGGAUCCUAAUAAUCUGCUGAAGACUUGUCCAAAGGCUCCAUUCAUGAGGUUGGUCAAUACAGGACAGCCACCUGCAUGAGAGGGAAGUUGUGCACAGCAUAAUUACAAGCGAUUACGUACUCACCGAUCCUAAAGCUGUACUCAGCAGUUGUACUGUUCCCAGCACAGUUGGUAGCCACAACACUGACAGUGUAGUCCACAUUGUAUUGAGCAGUCACAGUGACAGAGGUGGAUGUGAGGACAGUAGCAGAGAGCUGGGCCGGAGGUGAGAUGGUCACGGUGUAGGUGAGGUCAUCUCUACCACCAGUCUCAGUAGGAGGGUCCCACUGUACAGGUACACUGACUUCAUUGGCUGAGCUGCUCAGAGUGGAGUGUCUGAUGGUGGAAGGUGGUCCUGGUGAAUCUAUGUAACUUAGUGUAUACAGACAAUAGACGAAACACUAACUGCAACUCACCAACCAAUCGGAUUGUUGAAGAUCCUAUAGUGGUUAGGGUAGACACAGUACUCAAACAGGACACAGUGACCCCAUUUUCCGCUGUUCUUGACAGAGUAGAUGUUAAUGUAUCGUUAUCAAAUGCAAUCAGUGUCACAGUGUAACCUGACACAACACGGGGUACAUUGAGACCAGAGGGAGAAGAGAGGAUAGUGAUGGGAGUUGCAUCUGAUGGUGACCAUCUCAAGGAAUCUCCAGGAGCAGUGCAGGUGAAAGUGACUGUAUCCAUUGGACAUGGUCUCUCCACACUCACUGAAUAUUGUGCUUUACGAAACAUGCAAUGUAAGGUAAUCUAUAAUCGAAUAGUUAGUCUUACCAGUGCUGAAGCCAGCCAGAAAGCAAAUCAGAAAAACUCCAAUGAGCUUUAAUUUCUCUAAUGUCAUCUCGAAUUAUGUGUUACCAGUUAUAAUAAUUAGUAGACUAGAAUUAAACCAACCUCUGCCUACUAUAGAAUAAUAGUAUAUAAAAGGAAAGGGAUUGCAUGGAAACGGUCAGUGUAUCACAUGCACCAAUGUUAACAAUGCAGUAUAGCAAAUGACCUCUUAACUAAACAAUGAAUAAUAAUUAUCCGAAUUUUAACGUUAUUCAUUGUUUAGUUAUUAAGAGGUCAUUUGCUGUUCCUGCUUUGUUACAAGCAUCGAUGUUAUGCACCUAUCAAUGUCAAGCCCCACCCCUGGCCUACGGGCAGUAUAUAGGGGCACUAGUAAGGGGCUAUACCGCUUUUAGAACCCAAUACAGGGGCUUUUGCAUCAAUGUUUUGUCCACCAUAAUUAUAUACAAGGGAUUGAUACGUGAUUACGCACAUAAGGUUAAAAUUACAAUCGCCAAUUUUGCUCAGAGAUACAAGUACAAGUCAGUGCUCUUGUGUUAGCCUCGAUACCAUGAGCGGCUUUUUAUCGAGGUCAACGCACAGCUGGCCUCAUAUCUCUGCUUCUGACCAUGUGAAAACAACACUACAAUUCCUCUGGUAUUGAUCUUGGACUGGCUGUAUUGGGGUGGUGCCUCGUAUCUAUGACGACAUGGCCCGCACAGAUCAGCAGAUGUACUCGUGUGGUUUACUGGCCCCCAAAAUGAGGAGGGGAGGAUAUAUGGACUCACACUAUCACAAGCCGGGAGAGCUGUGGGAGAAGAAUUAGCAGUGAUAAUGCCCUGGUGUAGUCUGCUGGAGUGGUCUGUCUCACUUCACUCUGAGCUGCUAGGGAGAAUAGAACAACAUAAUCCAACGUAUCUGAACAGGUUUGACAGAACAGUAACUGUAGCUUCUCUCAAUGUUGUGCAUGCAUGCAUGUAUACAUUUUUUUAUUAACAAAGAUAAUUAAUAAUG
Molecule: messenger RNA, 7454 nt
Organism: Halichondria panicea
Lineage: Eukaryota; Metazoa; Porifera; Demospongiae; Suberitida; Halichondriidae
Exons: 21
Coding region: 258-623 (121 amino acids)
Source: RefSeq, a predicted model, not a curated record